Molecule: messenger RNA, 408 nt
Organism: Cooperia oncophora
Lineage: Eukaryota; Metazoa; Nematoda; Chromadorea; Rhabditida; Trichostrongylidae
Source: the annotation of a GenBank genome assembly
AUGAUUUGGGAACUCCGUCUUGAAGGUCCUGAAUAUUAUCCAGCUUGUCACACGAAUUCGACGAUAACCACAGUCCUAAGCGAGAAAACUGAAUUGAACAAUACUGGUCAAGAACCAUGGGUUGACCUAGUAACAUUUAUUCUGAUCAGAGCGAUUUAUAAGAUCAACAACUACACGAAUUAUGGCGAAGUGAACUGUCUGGUCUUUAUUUCAGCGCAACUUAACACAACCAAAUUACCUGAACUGAAUCCUACGAGUAUGGGCUCCAGUGCGACUAUUGUUGCUGUUGGCUUCAACGGGACCGACUUGACAGGAAUUGUUGAUCAAAGGGGGACUGCAGUCAGUGUUCCCUACGAGUACAAUGCAACAGACGCACAAAAUGUCGUUGAAGCUGUACUUAAUACUUGA